AUCAGCAAAAAACCACAGUGAUUGAAAAUGGUGAAAUCAGAUUCAAUGGAAAAGGGAAAAAGAUUCGGAAGCCUCGAACCAUUUACUCUAGUCUACAACUCCAGGCUUUAAACCAUCGCUUUCAGCAGACUCAGUACCUGGCACUUCCAGAGAGAGCUGAGCUGGCAGCUUCAUUAGGACUUACCCAGACACAGGUGAAGAUCUGGUUUCAGAACAAGCGCUCCAAGUUCAAGAAGCUGCUGAAGCAGGGCAGCAAUCCCCACGAGAGCGACCCCCUGCCCGGCUCCGCCGCCCUCUCCCCUCGCUCUCCGGCUCUGCCUCCGGUCUGGGACGUUUCAGCUUCUGCCAAGGGAGUCAAUAUGCCUCCCAACAGCUACAUGCCUGGCUAUUCUCACUGGUAUUCUUCUCCACAUCAAGACACAAUGCAGAGACCACAAAUGAUGUGA
Molecule: messenger RNA, 446 nt
Organism: Nestor notabilis (Kea)
Lineage: Eukaryota; Metazoa; Chordata; Aves; Psittaciformes; Psittacidae
Gene: DLX6
Product: distal-less homeobox 6
Exons: 2
Biological process (GO): cell differentiation; regulation of transcription by RNA polymerase II; embryo development
Molecular function (GO): RNA polymerase II cis-regulatory region sequence-specific DNA binding; DNA-binding transcription factor activity, RNA polymerase II-specific
Source: RefSeq, a predicted model, not a curated record